Molecule: messenger RNA, 2083 nt
Organism: Brassica rapa (field mustard)
Lineage: Eukaryota; Viridiplantae; Streptophyta; Magnoliopsida; Brassicales; Brassicaceae
Product: putative F-box/kelch-repeat protein At5g03000
Biological process (GO): translational initiation
Molecular function (GO): GTPase activity; protein binding; GTP binding
Source: RefSeq, a predicted model, not a curated record
UUGCAAUUACUUUCAAAAUAUGGAAAGUUUCUAAUUACCACUCAAUAUUUGUAUAUUCACUUAAAUUACCCUAAAUUUUAAUAGUUUUCCUUUAUUCAUUGAACUUAGUAUUUUUCGGAUGUUUUUCAUAUGGUAAAUUUUUUUGUAUAUAUAUAUAAGGAUUAACAAAUAGAACCGAGAAAGAAUAAACAAAAACAUAUUGCAUAACAUAAAAGUCUUGAGAAAUUGUGUUUGUUGGUCUUGUCCGAUGUUCAAUUCCGAAGAAGAGCAACCCCGUGCGAAGAAGAGGAAGGAAGAGGCAGAACGGUCUCUGGAAUCGUGCUUGACAGAUGAUUUGGUUCUGAACUGCGUGGCUAGAGUCUCGAGAUCAGAUCUCGCGACCUUAUCUUUGGCCUCCAAGAGCUAUCGCUCUCUAGUAGCGUCGCCUGAUCUCUACAAGAUCCGAUCGCUGAUUGGUCGCACCGAAACACACAUCUACGUAUGCGUACGAACCCCAGGUCCCGACCCGACACUAGGCUGGUAUAUCCUCCGCCGUAGCGAAACCUCGUCUGGUCUGAUUCCAAUCCCUUCCUCCUCCUCCUCCGCUCUCCCUCUGGAAGGAUCCUCAGUGGUGGUUCUGGACUGGGGGAUUUACGUAAUCGGUGGAUUUAUUAUUACAAAGGGAGAGGAGAAGCGCACUGGGAAUGUAUGGCUAUUGGAUUGUCGGACUCACACUUGGCGACGUGUCCCUUCCAUGGGAGUAGGUCGAGCCUACGGGGCAGCUGGCGUUGUAGACGGGAAGAUUUACGUGUUCGGAGGAUAUGAUGUCGUCGAUGAUCAUUGGGGACAAGUGUUCGACCCGAAGACUCAGACUUGGGAUACUUUGCCGAUGCCGAAAGUCAACAAUAAGAAUAUCCACGACAGUUUUGUGAGGGAUCAUAAGGUUUACGCGGUGGAUGGAAUGGAUAGAACCUAUUACUACUCGCCGAGGGAAGGUAAAUGGGGAAGUGGGAACCGUGGUGAACAGAAAGGAAGCCGAAGGGAUUGGUGUAUGGUUGAUAACUUGAUUUAUUGUCUUAGUAGAAACGGGACUGUGUUUUGGUGUGAGCCGGAUGAGUUGGAUUUGCUUCGUGGUGAGGAGAUGAUGAAUACAAAGGAGGUCAAGGGUUUAGGCUCCUCUCUGAAAACGAGUCUCUUGCUUUCAAGAGUUGUCCACGUUGGUGACCAGAUCCUACAUCGUUGGGAACAAACUAAGAUCAGGAAUGGACAUCCUCCAAAUAAGAAGAGCAAGCUUGGUAGAAUCGGAGAGUUGGAAGAUUUAAUUCCAGGUGCCAGACUGAUCAACUCUGGUGGUGGCAACAUUGUGCUCUUCUGGGAUCACUUGUCGAUGGAUAGUCUUGAGAUUUGGUGUGCGGAGAUUUCCUUGGAGAGACGCCAAGGCGAUGAGAUUUGGGGCAAAACUGAGUGGUCUAGUGUUGUCAUGACCUUUGAACCUUGGCCAAACCACUACAAGGAACAAAUACCAAUUGGCUCAGCAGAAGUUCGAGCUACUUUCAGCAGUGGAAGCGGUCGUGUGGCUGGAUGCAUGGUGAACGAAGGGAAGUUUGUCAAAGAUUGUGGUAUCAGGGUGAUCCGGAAGGGUAAGACUGUACAUGUCGGUGUCCUUGAUUCUCUUAAGCGAGUUAAAGAAAAUGUGAAAGAGGUGAGUGCUGGAUUAGAAUGUGGUAUCGGUAUGGAUGACUAAGACGACUGGAUGGAAGGAGACACCGUCUAGGCCUUUAAAACGUGGUUCAAAAGAGGAUUCGACCAGAUAAGAGUUAAAGCUAAAAAGACAAGAGCCUUGUUUAAGCUCGUUUCAGCAAAUCUUUUGCAGACGCCGUAAUCGACUUGAUGAGUUCUUCAUCGUCACCCUGCAACGCGGCCUCGAGCGUAACCCUAGCAUGGUCAAUGGCAACUUGAGCAUUCACAAGAUUCUGUAGUGUCAGAGCGGCUUCGUCCCUCGUGGAAAGCUCGUUUACUCCGAAUUCAAUGUCGACGACAUCACCACCGGCGGCUCCCGCGGCUCCAGCUGCGUUGUCGACGACGGCUACGCCUCCAGCACCGA